AUGGGUAGAAAGUACAAACCACGAUUAAUACCGGAGCAGGAUCGUAGGAUAUGCGGUAGCAUCUGCUGUUGUCAACUCACAAUAGUCAUCAGCUGUGUUGCUCUAGUUUACCUGAGUGUUGCUGUCUAUAUACCAUCGCACAGGGCAUUCAACGCGGGAAUCGAUCCGGAACCCGUAAUGUGCCAAACGGUUAAUGCCACCUUGGUGAAUUAUUGCGCUUGGGCUAGCUGUGGUGAGUGGUGCCUGACGAAGACAACAGGCUUUUGUCCUCAAAUUCACGCAACUGUCAGACGUAAUGGCACUGAUCUUGUCCUUGAAAAUUGCACCCAGUUCUCUAGUAUUGCGUGUCCACAGGUGAAUCUCCUAUCCUUGAAAAGAUACAAUUGCAACAACGGAAGUGCCUGCAGUGUCCUCUCAGGUGUGUUCAACUGCAGUCUGGGUCACUGCGCUAAUAUGAGCGAGCUAAUGCUUUGCCAUCACAAGGCAGACGGUAUAAUCGUGGAUAGUGAAAAAGACAACAUGAAACUAAAUGGUUUCUUCAGCUGCCAAAAUUCACGCUGCACAAAAAUAAAACGUCCAUUCUCUUGUGAUCGUUUCUGCCCGAAGAUCAGUACCAGCAACGUCAACGUCUUUUUGAUGCAGGAUGACAAUAUCUAUAGCGCGAGGUGCUCUAGGGCAAUGGCCCUCAAUCGUGCUCGUGGCAAUGUUCUGGGCACGAGAUUGAGCACGCCCGAGAAGAUCUGGGAUGACACCACUGGACGGGGAAUUAUCGCUAGUUGUUUCGCUGUGAAUAGAGCAGGGAAUACCAUAAGAACCGAAGACUGCGUGAAUGGUAGCUUAGUGGAGGAAACAUCCAUACUUCAGCCCUACAUCAAUUUCACAACUUUUCUGAAGCUAUACGAGAAUAACUUGGGAAACCCGGUGGACAAGACUGACGUGUAUUUACCCUCUCAACGAUCACUCACCAUCUAUAAUACCUCGAGGCUCUACAUCAAUCUCGAGGGUUGCGUGAAUACUUUGAGAGGCGAGUGUAGAGAUUUUCUGCAUACUCAUGGGAGAGAUGGGGAUAAUCAGACGGCACAGAGUAGAUAUCCGUGUUAUUACAACAAGAACGAUUCAUUCUUCGUUGUCGCACGUUUCAAUCUGGAGAAGACCCGUAUCGAGUUAUUAAUCGCCACUAUAGUACCAACGGUACUGUUCAUCAUCAGCCUGACAUCACUGAUAAUUAUCACUCGUUCUGUACAAGUUGGUGAUGAUGCUAAAAUGCGCUGCCGUUAUUGCACCGAUGGCCAGAGAAAUGAGGAUGAGGACGAGGGACUGUUUGAGGCUAACUUAUCAACUCCACAAGGUAUUUCCAACGAGAGUGAAAUACGGAGUGUGGAACUUUAG
This is a messenger RNA of Diachasma alloeum, 1389 nucleotides long. RefSeq lists its product as uncharacterized. Lineage: Eukaryota; Metazoa; Arthropoda; Insecta; Hymenoptera; Braconidae. The record is from RefSeq and is a predicted model, not a curated record. Gene Ontology annotation, biological process: regulation of sodium ion transport. Gene Ontology annotation, molecular function: sodium channel regulator activity. Bases 1 to 1389 code for a protein of 462 amino acids. The transcript has 5 exons.